UACCACUUCCAAUAGCACCGUCCUUUCACCCAAUUGCCACCAAACUCACUCCCCCUUUUCCAAACAACACACAACCACCUCAGCAAUCUCCCAAAACCAUUUUCGAUAUUUCAUCGGGAACGAGAACACCCUCUCCUCACAUCCACCACCACCAAACUCUCCCUCUGUUUCUCAUGGCUCUCUCCUCUCUCUUCUCCCUAAAAUCCCUCGCCGUCCUGGUGGUCCUGAUGGCCAUUCCCUUAGGCAUCAUCGUAUCCCUCGAACGAGCCCAACCGUCAACCCACGUGUACAACUACCACGGCACUGGAGGGUGGCUGAGGGAGUGCGCCAAGUGGGACCCAACUAAUCGUCGCUUCAUAGUCUCGUUCUUCGAAGGCGGUGUAGGCGAGGUUCGGGUGCCGGAAGAGGCGGAGAAGGAGGUUCUGUUGGAGGAGGUGACGACGGUGAUGGAAGUGAAUUUGUCCGGAAACUCGUCCCUUGGAAUCUCGGUCGACACGCAGAGGAACCGGGUUCUCGUUGUUCACGCCGAUGUGUUUGGAAACCGGUAUAGUGCACUCUCCGCAUAUGAUUUGUCCACGUGGCAGAGGCUCUUUCUUACACAACUCAGCGGUCCAAGUGACGAGAAAUCUUUUGCCGAUGAUGUUGAUGUUGAUGCAGAAGGCAAUGCAUAUGUCACUGAUGCAAAAGCCGGCAAAAUAUGGAAGGUUGGGGUGGAAGGGAACCUCAUAACGAUUAUAAGAAACCCUCUCUUCACCCCAAAAGAAUGGUACAAGAAAUUCGUAGCCCUAAACGGAAUUGUUUACCACCCAGAUGGGUUCCUGAUUGUGAUUCACACUUUCAGUGGCAACUUGUUCAAGAUUGAUUUGACAAAAGGUGAGGAAGUGAAGGUGAUUAAGGUAGCCGGAGGACCCCUAUAUUUCGGAGACGGUUUAGCGCUGUUGUCUCCUACUAAAUUGGUAGUUGCUGGGAAUCCUUCUGGAAGAUUAGUUGCGAGCAAAGAUGGGUGGGAAACUGCUGCUGUUGUGUCGAAAUUCUCAGGGCCUAUGCAUCGCUUGGCAACUUCAGCUACUGUUAAGGAUGGGAAGCCGUAUUUAAACCACAUGAUUGGAAUUGGUUACCCCAAAAAGAAGUUUGCUAUUGUAGAAGCAGUUUUUUAAGAGAAUGUUUUUUUUCUGUUUUUCUGAAUUUAAAAGAGUCAGGGUGACAGAAUCAGAGUUAAGGGGGAAUUUGUGCUGUCUGAUGGGUUUGAUUUUGUAACAUAUCUUCUCCUUAAUAUCAACACCUAUCUGUAUCUCAAGUGGCCUGAGGAUGUUUCUAUGUUAUGGCGAGUGGAUCACAAGGCCUUUCUUCUGGGUUUCUUUAGGCCAUAUUGCAUCGAAGGAAUGUGGAACUGAAAAUUUAAAUUAAAAAAUAAAUGUGAUUUGACUA
This is a messenger RNA of Arachis duranensis, 1428 nucleotides long. RefSeq lists its product as uncharacterized. Gene Ontology annotation, cellular component: endoplasmic reticulum. The transcript has 2 exons. The record is from RefSeq and is a predicted model, not a curated record. The coding region runs from base 174 to 1157 and encodes 327 amino acids. NCBI's taxonomy places the organism in Eukaryota, Viridiplantae, Streptophyta, Magnoliopsida, Fabales, Fabaceae.